AUGGCGAUCUGUACUUAUAACGCACGUACGCUUGCAUCGGAAGCGGCCAUCGAAGAUCUGAUGAUGCAAGCCAAGAAGAUCAAGUACGACGUCAUCGGACUGACCGAGACGAGACGACGUCACCCUCUCAACGCCGUAUAUGAAACUGGAGAAGAACUGUUCUUAGGAACAUGCGACAGUAGAGGUGUUGGUGGAGUUGGCGUCCUCGUCAACACGAGUAUGGCAAAGAACAUCGACUCUUUUGAACAACUUACGACCCGAAUCGGACGUCUGCGGAUGAGAAGAUGUGGCUCAAUACCAGCUUUGACUAUCUUCGUCGUUUACGCUCCAACAUCAAGCUACGAAGAAGAAGAAGUCGAAGCUUUCUAUAUGGACCUGGAAAAGUUCUACCAAGAAGAUCAUGCCUUCUACAAGGUCAUAGUUGGCGAUUUCAACGCUAAGGUUGGCCCAAGAAGAACGCCGGAGGAACUUCACAUCGGGACCCACGGCCUACAAUGGAAUGACCAGGAGAGAGGCUCUCCGAAAGCCCUCUUCUUUACGCUGGACGUGGAGUCACCCGGUGGAGGGUACCGUAAUGAAAUAGACCACAUCAUCGUCAAUAAAAGGUUCUGCCUGACGGACGUCGGUGUUGUACCAAAGUUCUAUACGGGAUCGGACCAUCGCCUCCUCCGAGGAAGAUUUUCCUUCACAAGGAGAGCAGAGAAAUCCGCCAAGUUCAGAGAGAGAAAUCCCAGGACUACCAUCAACUGGGAUCUCUUCGCUACGCUAGCCGGCUUUUGGGAAGAUUCUGCAAUGGACAACAUCGACGAGGAAUAUGACCGGCUUGUCGAACACCUUCACGACUGCGCGAAGAAGGCUGAGAGUUUUAAAACCACCAAGAGGCGUCUGUUGCUUGAAACUCUUGAGCUGAUACGCCAGAGUGGAGCAGCACGAGCCGCAGGGAACCAAGAACUCACGUCCGAGCUCGCAAGGCUUUGCCGAGAGGCGAUAAAGGAAGACCUUAAAGAGAGAAGAGCAGAAGUGCUGGCUGAAGCUGCAGAGGCGGGGAAAAGCAUCCGCUAUGCCCGUCGAGACUUCGCCAGUCGCAAGACGAGGAUGACUGCUCUCCGGAACCCAAAGGGAACAGCCAUUGCAUCGAGAAGGGGGAUGGAGAAAAUCAUCUACGACUUCUACUCUGAUCUCUUCGACAGCCAUGUCCACUUGCCUCCCCACCAUCUGAGGGAAGAUGGACAAGUCAUUCCAGAGGUUCUCCCGUCCGAAAUACGACAUGCUAUCAUGUCGGUAAGAAAUCGUACGGCACCCGGUCCCGACAGAAUAAGACCAGAACACCUGAAGAGCCUUCCCCCAGUACUCAUCAACACCCUGGCGAGGCUCUUUACACGUUAUCUGUCGGAGUGCAAGGUUCCUAAACAGUGGAAGACCAGCAAGACCGUGUUGUUGUAUAAAAAGGGAGAUCCACAUGACAUCGGCAACUAUCGCCCAAUCUGCCUACUGUCCGUCAUCUACAAGCUCUUUACAAGAGUAAUCCUUAAUAGGAUUGAAAAAGUCUUGGAUGAAGGACAGCCAUGCGAGCAAGCAGGGUUUCGAAAAGGAUUCAGCACGAUUGACCACAUUCACACUGUUUCGAAACUCAUCGAGGUAUCACGAGAGUACAAGAUGCCGCUCUGUCUCACCUUCAUCGACUUAAAGAAGGCUUUCGACUCGGUUGAGACGGAAGCGGUCGUGGAAGCCUUGGACAACCAAGGCGUCCCUACUCAAUAUAUAAAGGUACUUCGAGAGUUGUACAGUAACUUCACGACCGGAAUUUCGCCAUUCUACAAGAACAUCGUCAUUGACGUGAAGAGGGGGUCCGACAGGGUGAUACAAUUUCACCCAAAAUAUUCACAGCCACCCUCGAGAACGCAAUGCGAAAGUUGGAAUGGGACGACAUGGGAGUGA
This is a messenger RNA of Necator americanus (New World hookworm), 1938 nucleotides long. RefSeq lists its product as uncharacterized. Gene Ontology annotation, molecular function: catalytic activity. The record is from RefSeq and is a predicted model, not a curated record. Lineage: Eukaryota; Metazoa; Nematoda; Chromadorea; Rhabditida; Ancylostomatidae. The transcript is spliced from 2 exons. Bases 1 to 1938 code for a protein of 645 amino acids.